Messenger RNA from Harpegnathos saltator (Jerdon's jumping ant), 3136 nucleotides. RefSeq names its product pipsqueak (gene Psq). The coding region runs from base 60 to 2384 and encodes 774 amino acids. The record is from RefSeq and is a predicted model, not a curated record. Gene Ontology annotation, molecular function: protein binding; DNA binding. NCBI's taxonomy places the organism in Eukaryota, Metazoa, Arthropoda, Insecta, Hymenoptera, Formicidae. The transcript has 8 exons. Gene Ontology annotation, biological process: regulation of transcription by RNA polymerase II. Gene Ontology annotation, cellular component: nucleus.
UUCCUCCUCCGCCGCUUCCUCCUGCUCGCCGCGUCCUCCUCAUCUCCUCGCUCCUCCGAAUGCCGUGCGUCCUCAGCACGGAGCGCCGAAUGCCAUUUCACUUUCGUUGGGCUUCGCCGCGUAGGAGAUCGGGCCCUGCCAGGAAUUAUCCUCUCGUUCGGCGCGCUCGUAACCUCCCCGUGCGCGCGUAUUUCGGCCAGCUUUCUCGCGGCUGCGUCGUCCGCGACGACGACGACCACCACGGACACGACAACGGUCGCGACGACGACGACGAGGACGUGGACGAGGACGGUCGCGUCGGUGACCACGACGGCGAUCGCCGCGACACGUUUUCUCGCAGUGACUUCCCGACGACUUCUGCCUCCACCUCCGCGUCCUCCUCCCCCUCAUCCGUCGCCGUCGCCGCCUCCUCUUUCUCUUCUUCUUCUUCUUCUUCUUCUUCCUCUUCCUCUUCCUUCACUCUCCGCCGCUCUUCCUUUUCCUCGUUCUCUGUCUACUGCUUCCCGUCACUUCCUCCUCCUCUUCCUCCUCUUCCUCCUCCUCCUCCUCCACCUCCUCCUCUUCCUUCUCCUCCACCUCUCGCAGCUGCUGCUACUACUACUACUACUACUACUUCUAUUUCUCCAACUACUACUGCUGCUCAUUUUCUUCUUUCGCCGUGUCCUCCACCUCCACCUCCACCUCCUCUUCUGUCUCGACGAGGGGACCGUUCACCCACGGAACGCCGCAGCCAGUCACUUUUGAAGACGGCCGACCAGCUGAAGAUCAAGGGUCUCUGCGAGGUGCCGGAGAGCCGAGACGGCCCGCCGUCCGUGAGCCUGAGCUCGCCACCGAGGGAGUCCGGCACCCCGAGAUUGAACUACACGAAGCUGAAGAAGCACCAUCCGCGGUACAAGCGGCCGAGAACCACGUUCGAGCCACGCGCCACCGACCCGAGACAUUACGAGCGCUAUAAAGAGGAGGAGGUCAACGAAGAUUACAGCCGCAAUAAUAAAGAGAACCAUCGGGACUGGCCAGCCGAAGAUGAAGAGUGCGCGGAGGCACCAACAGCAGCAGUAGUGUUGGACACUUGCCAGCGCAACAAUAACAACAACAAUAACAACAACAACAACAACAACGGUAACGGCGCGAAUAACAACAACAACAACAACGAGGAAGGGUGUCCGGGUUCGAUCAGAAAGCAUCUGUAUGAAUCGCUCGUUUCGGACCGCCGUCUUCCGUUCGAAAACUCUACUGGCUAUUUUCGAUGUAGAGGGCUAGGUCACUAUGGCCAUCAUCCGGACCCGGGAGAAGUCGAUCUACCCCCUGAGACGCAGCCCACUCCGCCCAGCGCUACUUUAGUCGGCACCACCAUCACCCACCUGAGAGAUCCGGAUCAUCACUCUACAGAGAUUCAGAAUUGCGACAGCGUCAAGAUAAAAUUCGAGACGUUACACACGAUGGACUCAUCGGACACGAUUGACAUAGACAGCCACAUGUCGGAUCGGGCGAGCGUCAGCUCGAAGAAUGCCGCCGACAACGACAACAUGAUAAUGAUUACGCCGGAGCUGCUCGGGCUGAUGCCGUCGGGCAGUUCCGUGCACUCGGACUCUGGCGAGAAUAAUUCGAGGGGCCACUCCGGACAGUCGAGCUCGCAUCAUCACGGCUCCAAGUCGUGGACGCAGGAGGACAUGGACGCAGCGCUGGAAGCCUUGAGGAACCACGACAUGAGCCUGACGAAAGCCUCUUCAACAUUUGGAAUUCCGUCGACGACACUGUGGCAACGGGCGCAUCGACUGGGCAUCGACACACCGAAGAAAGACGGUCCCACAAAGUCCUGGAGCGACGAGAGCCUGAACAACGCUUUAGAAGCCCUACGCACCGGUACUAUCUCGGCUAAUAAAGCGUCCAAGGCGUUCGGCAUACCCUCCAGCACGUUGUACAAGAUCGCCAGGAGAGAAGGCAUCAGACUGGCCGCGCCGUUCAAUGCGAGUCCCACGACGUGGUCGCCCGCCGACCUGGAUCGCGCCCUAGAGGCGAUCAGAUCCGGCCAGACAUCCGUGCAAAGGGCAUCCACCGAAUUCGGCAUACCGACCGGUACGCUGUACGGACGAUGUAAGCGGGAGGGAAUCGAGCUCAGCAGAAGUAACCCCACACCGUGGAGCGAAGACGCGAUGACUGAGGCUCUCGAGGCCGUCAGAUUAGGUCACAUGAGCAUCAAUCAAGCAGCAAUCCACUACAACCUGCCGUAUUCCUCGCUAUACGGACGCUUCAAGAGGGGGAAGUACGAGGAGUCGGUGGUCGGUGAGAUUUCACAGGACGGCAGCAGUCCGCAUUUUCAUCAGAGUCCCAACCAGAAUCACUCGUCCGCCCUUCCGGAUCAAAUGCCUUAUCCGGGCAGCUGAAACUUACCUCUUUACUAGAGUAUUAAGUUAGCUUAAACCUUUCGAACUUUUCGAUUCGUCGCUGCAGUUUUGACAGCUCCUUCAAGCACGCGUGAGAGAAAUUCCGAGAGAUUAAAGCGAGACGACCGAGAUCGGUAAUGCCGUUACAAAACACACACACACACACACACACACACACACAUACUAACACGCACACACACACGAACUAUUAACAGCGGAGGGCAAGAUUACCCGCAGUAUUAAAAGGUGAAUUGCCGUGAGCGAGCAUUAUGUACAUUGUAUGAUUUUUAUGUCGGAGGGAAGAACGGAGAGGAAAAGAAACGUAGAGAGACUAUACUAUAAUAAUUUAUAAGAAUUAUUUAUAAAAAGAAGAGAGCACUGUACAGAAGCCGGGGCGCGCACCGCCGCCGCCUCCGGUGAAAAAUUACUUUAGCGCGUAAGUGACAACUUAACGGAGGUGAGGACGGAUACUGCCACUGGCAAACUGGUAUAUCCUGUUGAUUGAAACUACAAGAGAGACUAAUGUGUCGUUCGUUCGUCCGUUCGUUUAUUAAUUGUCGUUACGUUGCAAUCGGAUCCGCUGCUGACUUUGGCAGCAGCAAUUUCGCGCUCGGUGCUUUCGAUACUUGAUACACCCACAACGUUUAUACCACGAGACGAGUCGGGAUCGUGCACAGAGUUGAUCUCGCGCAACGGUUUUGCGUGACGAAGAUAUACGCGGGGACGUCGUGAGCGACGCCGUCACGGGGAAG